AUGGUUAUGUUUCAUGGACAUAUUGGGCAUUCUCACGGUUCUCAUGGAGUUGAAGACAUCGCCAAAUCAACGCUUUUAGACAAAGAUUGUGGCACUAUUGAUGGGACAGAGUCUAAACAUUUAUUACACUCCCAUCAAGAUAGAGCUAUGGUAAUGGCUGAAUUGGAAGCGGUUGAAGAAUCUUUAAUGAUGCAUACUCCAAAAUUAAAAAAUAAUUCGAACAAAAAAGGAGGAGGGGACUUUUUAAAUAUGAGAGCAGUUUUUCUUCAUGUUUUAAGUGAUGCUGUUGGUUCUGUUAUUGUUAUUGCAACAGCACUCGUUUCUUGGUUAAUUGAGGGAUAUGAUUGGCUUAAACUUUAUAUGGACCCAACUUUAAGGUUUUUUUUAUUUAAAUAUUUAUUUUAA
Molecule: messenger RNA, 405 nt
Organism: Meloidogyne enterolobii
Lineage: Eukaryota; Metazoa; Nematoda; Chromadorea; Rhabditida; Meloidogynidae
Source: the annotation of a GenBank genome assembly